This is a messenger RNA of Melanotaenia boesemani (Boeseman's rainbowfish), 2431 nucleotides long. RefSeq names its product SH2 domain-containing protein 1A-like. The record is from RefSeq and is a predicted model, not a curated record. NCBI's taxonomy places the organism in Eukaryota, Metazoa, Chordata, Actinopteri, Atheriniformes, Melanotaeniidae. Bases 54 to 443 code for a protein of 129 amino acids. The transcript has 4 exons.
UCUGCUGCACCCUUAGAAACACAGCACAAAUGGAUCUUUGCCUCUGAGGCAACAUGGAUGGGGAAGGGAUGUUCAUUCAGUCCAUCUACUAUGGGAAAAUUGGAAGCGAGGCCACAGAGAGGCUGAUGGAGAGGUUUGGACAUGAUGGCAGCUUUCUGCUGAGAGACAGUGAAACAGUGCAGGGGACCUUCUGCCUGUGUGUGAGAAAAACACCCUUUGUGCAUACAUACAGACUUGCAUGCUCCACUGAUGGCUGGUACCUCGAGGACUCGAGAGACAGGCAGCCAAGAUUUAGAACUCUGAGCUCACUGAUAGAGCACUACAGAACAGCUACAGGCUCUCAUGUUGGUAUCGCCCAACUCAUUGAUCCACUUGACAAAGCACAAAUACAUCAAGGGCUUGCCUACAUGGAAAUGAACACCAGCAGCACCUCUGAACAAUGACAUCACAUCUUUAGGCCAGCAGGCUGUGAUAAAUUAUAGCUUUUUUUUUUUUUUUAACUUUUCAUGAAGGAUUUUUUAUUCAUAAUUGCUCUGCUUUGUAGGAGUUUAAAAUAAAUCUAUUUUUCAGCACUGAAGAAUAAUUUAAAUGUUUUUUAUUUUUUUUGUUGUUUUUAUUGCUGUGGUUUGUUGGUGAGGUUCCCAGGUCACAGUGAUCUUAAGCUGCCUUCUCGGUUCAAAGAUGGUUUAAAUCCAGCUUUAGAUGGCUUCCAUUCUGUCCAAAAUGUGUAUAUUACUGUUUUAAAAAGAGGUUUUAUAUUUCUUGAGGUUGAAUUUUGACACAAGUUGGUUUUAUUGAGCUUAUACAAGGGAAGAAAACCAUAGAGGUGUUUUAGAUGUGUGGAGGCAGAGGCACAUCUAGGGUUACUUGGGCCCCAGACAAUUUUUCACAGUGGGCCCCUCCUACCAGCGUCCAUCAGCCUUAUUAUGAUGUUGUAUACUUAUGACAACAAUAAAAUGUUAAUAUCUUUAAAGACAUUGUUGUUAUAGCAUUAAAUUCUUCAACUGCAGCUUUGAAAAGUUCUUUUAGAGCUUUCACUUCUGCUACUGACUUCUUCAUUUUUUGCUAUUUUUAUUUAAUUGAACUUAAAAUAUGUUUUAUUGCAGUUCCAAUACAGAAGAAUAAACUUCAGGCUGUAUUGUGACUCUUUAGGAUUUUACAGCUAAUGCAGCACUCAAUCCUGGACACAUAUGAGAAAUAAAAUAUAAAUACCACCGACACACAAUAACUUCCAUCCAUGCACCUUUAGUAGUACAUUAUAAGAUUUCUGGCCUAUGAAUUCUAUAAUUUAACAUUCUUAGCUUUACAGUUUAGCUUAACUGGAUACAGUUUUUAUUUGAUAUUAUCUAAGUUAUCUGCUAUUAUUUUAAGCCUGAUGACACCCAGGAACUCACCAGGAGGACAGACUGAGCUGCUUUGAGCCAAAUUAGCUUCUGAAAUAUCUGAACUACUUACCACUGUUCUGAUCUCUUUUUUCCUCUUCAUGUUUUUUAUCUUUCUUUUGUCAGUGUUAAACAAAAAAAAAAAAAACUUCUCUUCAUUUUUAUAAACCCGCUCUCACCUGUUCGCUUAGAUCAAACACACAAUUACUCGUGGUAAGUCCGAGACGUGGGGCCUGUGGAGGAAAUUUACGUAUUAUUCUUUAUUAUUCAUCUUUUUAUUAUUCAGUUUAUUUUUUUCUUAUUAUUCUUUAUUAUUCAAUAAUAAUCUUUUUAUUGUUCACUUUAUUCAUCUUUAUUACAUUUAUUAAACACAUUCCAUUAUAUAUUCAUUUUUUAUUAAUUUUUAUUAAUCUUUAUGGAUUAUCUUUUUUAUGGAUUAUCACUUAUAUAUUUUUCUGAGUACAAGUGAUGACCUGAGAGACUCUGACCCUGGACUGGGAACAGUGUAGUUUCUAAUAGGAGACACUGGGUUGCAUAAAGACAGGACAUCUGCAGUAUAGGACAGAUUGGUAAGAGAUAGAAGCAAGCUGUCUUAUCUGGUCAUUCAGGGUAUCAUGAAACACGGCUUAGAAAACAGCUUUCUUUGUCUUUGCUCGUCAGUGCGUCCUGAGACCACCUGCUGGUCGGAUGCAACGCUCUCUUUGUAGAAGUCUUUUUAUUUCCCUGUAAUGAACUUUGUUAACCCCCCCCCCCCUACAAAGGGAGUUUUUCAGUGGUCAGCCACUGUCGCUGCAAACUCUCCUCAUAACUGCUCUGUCUUGAUUCAAAGUUGGUUGGCCCUCUGGGGUCCCCUUCUGACUCGGGGGUCCCAGUAUUUGCCUGGUUUGUAUCUUCUACAAACACAUCACUCAUGUACAUUCAAACCCAGCAACAUCCUCCAACAGAAACUGGUUCACCCAAAGGACAAAACUCCCCAGCACAAGCUGAGUAAGGCCUUUAUAUGGAAAAAAAAAAAGCAAACUACUUCAUAAACACAGGAGAGCCAUCUC